UGGAAGCGGUUGCGACAGUAUCCAGCCGAGGUGGGCGCAUUUCCAACGGUUGUCCUUCCUCCAAGACUCUGUGACUCCAGUACCCAGUACAUCGAAUUUAAAUGGAGGCAUCCCAAUGGUAAUGGAGUCGCAGAGAUCUGAAAUUGCAGCUGGUGGCAGUGGCUGCAGUGCUUCUUUGGCUGCUGAUCCUGAAGAUGAAGUUACAGAUAUUAGCUACCUAGGCGUAGCAGCUGAAGAGCACUGCUACACUCAGAGUAGUCCAGGUCCCUCUGAGCCAGCUGCAAAAAAAAGAAAGGGGAUGGAUGACCGUGAAGACUCGGUUACUGUGGCAACCAAAUACUUAAAAGACUUGAAUGCAAAAAGCACACAAAGAACUCCGUCAUCAAUGACGGAUGUUCAUUUUGCCAAUUUUGUUGCAUCCAGCAUGGCGGAGCUAAAGACGGAAAAAAAAAAAGAUUUGUGUCGGCUUGACAUUAUGAAGGUGCUGAUGCAGCACAAACAUGACGAUUCAGAUUCAAUGUAAUUUGGCCAUCGUUCUUGUUGGAAUUCCCACCAUCAUUGUCUGUUUUUUUUUUUUUUUAUUUGAAUAAUUCUCACGUCCCAUAGA
Molecule: messenger RNA, 607 nt
Organism: Uloborus diversus
Lineage: Eukaryota; Metazoa; Arthropoda; Arachnida; Araneae; Uloboridae
Exons: 2
Coding region: 116-523 (135 amino acids)
Source: RefSeq, a predicted model, not a curated record